Molecule: messenger RNA, 1813 nt
Organism: Oryza brachyantha (malo sina)
Lineage: Eukaryota; Viridiplantae; Streptophyta; Magnoliopsida; Poales; Poaceae
Exons: 2
Coding region: 150-1427 (425 amino acids)
Source: RefSeq, a predicted model, not a curated record
CCCUCCAAGAACUCGAGCUCGCCCUCCUCCCCACUGCUCCUCUCUCCAAGAAACCAGCAGGCUUCUCCACCAAGAUCACGAACAACCUCCACCACACUGAGCGAGAAAUUUGUUCUCCCUUCCCCGGAGCUUCUCCGCGCCCCCCGGCUAUGGACAGGGCGCGCGUGCGCGACCUCGUCGAGGCGCUCCUGGUACGUCAGCCGAUUCUUGAAAACGAUCCUACUUUCUUGCGUAGGGCGCUUGUGGUCGAAGGCGUGUCCUUCACAGUGUCACCGGUACGCUUGGAUUCGCUCUUGGGAGGCUAUGGAGAUGUCAUGGCGACCGUCCUGGUACGAGACGCCGCCAGGCGCAGGCGUGCUGGCAUGCUGGUGUUUUCCGAAGAGAGCGACUGCUUGAAUGCCGCGGAGGCGGAAGCGGAGGAGGCGGCGGCUCGACAAGGAAUUUACCAGAGGAUUUCCAGGGUUGAUGAGGAGAUUCUGCAGGAUUCGGAACAGCUUCUGAAAGAUGCGGUGGAGCAGCAGAGCAGGCGGAGUUCCACCGCCGAGGCAUUCCGCCUGAUGAUUUCCCGGCGAUAUCUGGAGGUAGACGACCAAGAGGAUCUUCACUUGAGGUGCCUCCUGCUGAGGAUGGGGGAGGCGAGCACGGAGACGCCCAGCCAUAUGUAUGGCGUCGCGACGAACACCUUGAGAGGGACCGGAGUAGCGCGCGCCCUGGUGGUUUACCGCUCGAGGAGGAUGGCCAUGGUGGUGUUCGACGACUCCGGUGGCAUCGAGCACCUCGCCAGGUAUGAUUCGGGGCUCUUCCCCUUGGUUGCCGAUGGCGCCGUUGGCCAUGGCACGGCGGUGGUGCGGGACCUCCUCCCGCUAUUCUGCCGCUCGCCGGAGUUCCUUGGCCGCGUCGUCCUGCUCCAGGAACCUGGCAACGCGCGCCGCGACGCCGGCGACCUGUGCCACCGCAUAGAGGCGAGCCACACGGUGGAGGCGCUCAUGGUACAUCGCGCCGAGCGGAUAGCGGUGGUCGUGCUGCGCAGCGGCGCCGACGCCCGCGCGCUGAUGACGGAGUCCGACCAGUUCUGGACGCUCACCUGCGGACGGCGGCCGGUCACCACCCUCGUCGGCGUCCCAUCCCAGCCGUUCUCCCCGCGACAAGGACUGUUCCCGGAGGCGGUGAACUUAGCCGUUGCUCACAUCCACGCCAGGAUGCUGGAGUGCUCCGGCGAUGAUCCAUUGGGGUUAGGUCGGGGGCUGGUCGAGCUCGAAUCACUCCGGGCUCCUUCGUUUGUCCGGGGAGGCAAACUCGCACAGCGGCCUUCCUCCUCCUGGAGCUACCUCCUGGGUUCAGGAUGGAGGACCAGCUCAAGAAUCUCCUCUCGCAGUUUGGUCAGAUCGAGAGCUGCGUCGCCUACUCGGAGAGGGCGGCGGCACUGAUCAUCUUCUCGACGCCGGAAGAAGCGGCCGGAGCGCUGAGGAGUCCCCUGGCGGAGGAGCACGGCCACCCUGCGCCACGAGACGAUCGGGUGAUGGAGUGUCUGUACCUGCUCCGGUAUAGGCUGCUGCUCUUCACCCGGGAGGUGCUCCACUCGAUGGAGCUCGGUGAAGCAGCCGGCCCGCUCGCUUACGAAGACGCCUUGCCUCAGACCAUUGCCAGCGAUGUCCUCCCUCCUGAUGCGUAGAGUUAGCUUGCGCAUCUCUGUCACUGAUCGUAGCAUGGUUGUUUGAUUGUGCCGUUGUUGCAAAGUUUUGUGUUUUGUAGCUGCUGCUGCUGCUGCUGUAACCUCACUGUCCCUUGAUACGCAAACUUCUGAAUUCUAUAU